GAAAAUUAUUGAUCCCAUAUACUGUACACGUUGUAACAGUAACACGCAUAUUUCACAAUCCUCAGCAUCGUCUUCAAUUCAACAGUCAAAAUCUGUGAAGUUUCUGGUUUUGAAGCAAUAGUCCCGAAUCCGAUCUUUAUUGUGUUUGGAUCUCUAUAUGUGACUUAUUUGCAAGUAUUCAAUGGCCUUUGUCGUUGUCGUAGAGUAAAUGGAAGGGGUAGUUAUUGCCCCAUUUUUCCAAGUAUAUCAGAUAUUUGCUGGGGAUUAAGUUAAAAGUACUCAAUGGUAAACCCAAAAGUGUCUAGUCGGCCAAAAAUAUGCUACAGGCCUAUACGACCUUCUGACCUUGACAUUCUGGAGCAUAUCCAUGGCAAACUAUUUCCCAUCAGGUAUGAGUCUGCUUUUUUCCAGGAUGUGGUAAAUGGACACGACAUUGUGUCAUGGGGAGCUGUGGAUUCUAAUCGGCCUGAUGGCCAAAGUGAUGAACUCAUUGGAUUUGUAACAGCACGGAUUGUUCUUGCAAAAGAAAGUGAGAUAAUGGAUAUGCUUGGUUAUGACUCCUCCAAAUCAGAUCAAACUUUAGUUUACAUUCUGACGCUGGGAGUAGUGGAAUCAUAUAGAAAUCAUGGAAUAGCUUCUUCUCUGAUUAGGGAGGUCAUAAAAUAUGCUGUAAGUAUUCCAACCUGCCGAGCUGUUUACUUGCAUGUAAUUUCUUACAAUAAGCCAGCAAUCUAUUUGUACAAGAGAAUGUCUUUCAAGUGCGUAAGAAGGCUGCAGGGAUUUUAUUUAAUCAACGGACAACAUUAUGAUUCAUACUUAUUCCUGUACUAUGUUAAUGGGGGACGAUCUCCUUGCUCACCAUUAGAGCUUCUCACUGCAAUAGUAAGCUACUUGAGGAGUGGCAUUAAGUCAGUGGCUGGAAGGCUGUGCAAGAGUGAAGACAGGAAGAUCUCAAGGUGGGCAAAGUGUAAAGAAAGCCAUUCUCUUGUAUCAGCGACACAUAACAAGAGAAACCUGGCAGUCGAGUGUACUGGAUACGAGUGUGUUUAAUUUUUUAUUUUAUUUUUAAAUGUUUCCCGUUUCCUGUAUCAUCCAAUCCCACUCUUGAUUCCUCCUAGAAAGGUUAUAUUGAAACAAAAAAUAAUACUUACUCUAACUACCAUGUCCUAAUAAACGUACACAUUUCCUGUUAGAAGGUAAUAGUGUUUGUGCAAGCAAUGACACUUGUGAUUCGGUUGAUCAUUGU
This is a messenger RNA of Gastrolobium bilobum, 1246 nucleotides long. Its product is annotated as histone acetyltransferase MCC1-like. Gene Ontology annotation, molecular function: protein-N-terminal amino-acid acetyltransferase activity; histone acetyltransferase activity. Gene Ontology annotation, biological process: N-terminal peptidyl-methionine acetylation. The coding region runs from base 283 to 1050 and encodes 255 amino acids. NCBI's taxonomy places the organism in Eukaryota, Viridiplantae, Streptophyta, Magnoliopsida, Fabales, Fabaceae. Gene Ontology annotation, cellular component: Golgi membrane. The record is from RefSeq and is a predicted model, not a curated record. The transcript is spliced from 7 exons.